GUUUAUGCAGGUUCAGAUGAAGAUGAAGUCUGCGGGCGUCGUGGAUGGAGGUUUAUUCACAGAGAGCUAUUGCAACAUCUGCAACGCUCAGCUCAUCUCCGAGUCCCAGCGCACCGCUCACUAUGAGAGUAAGAAACACGCUAACAAGGUACGUCUGUUCUACAUGCUUCACCCUGAAGAUGGAGGACCACCUUCCAAAAGACUGAGGCCAGAUAACCCAGACUGUGCAGAAACAGAAGUAGACAGAAACAAGUGCUGUACCUUGUGCAACAUGUUCUUCACCUCCGCCAUUGUGGCCCAGUCCCACUACCAAGGGAAGACCCACGCCAAGAGAGUGCGCCUCGUGCUUGGGGAACCACCAAACCUGCCCGCAGCCAUAACCAGCCCUACAAACACAGAUUCCUCACCUUCCACCCCCCUGCCCACAGACCCCAACGCUUCCCCCGCCUUACCCUGGCCAACGCCAGAGCUCAGUGGAAACGGUGGCAGGGAGGCCGGGAAGUACUGCUGCCUAUGCGGAGCCUGGUUCAACAACCCUCUGAUGGCCCAGCAGCACUACGAGGGGAAGAAACAUCGCAGAAAUGCUGCCAGGGCCCGCCUCCUGGAGCAGCUAGCAGGCAGUCUGGAUGCCACAGAGAGCACAGGGCUGCGCAGUAGUUACUCUUGCAGUGUCUGCAGUGUGGUCCUUAACUCCAUCGAACAGUACCAUGCACACCUCCAGGGCUCCAAGCACCAGAACAACCUAAAGCAACACCAGCAGUAAGUCAGACCACACAGGAACGAAGAAGCAACGAAGACAGAUUGGGAUAAACAACUUCAGAAACAAAAAGGACUUCGUGCCAGAAAGUAGUGCAGAUUAACUGCAGUGUGUAUGCUUGUGUGUGCGUGUGUGUGCGUGUGUGUGCGGAUGUGUGUGUGCGUGCGUGUAUAGGUGUGUGCCGUGGGCAUUUAUGCACAUAUCUAAAGUAAGUGUAUGUAGGGAAUAACGGUGUGUUCAUUUCAGUAUUCAAGGUAUAUUCAGCACAUUGUGUUUGAUUGUUGAACGGUCUGAACGAUCUGCAGAAGACUUGCGACUGAGGAUUACCACGUAGCUCCUCUGUGAACCACAAUCAUAAAUUAAACUGAUGUCACUACAUUACCCAGACUGGUAAUAAUCAUUAAGUUGAUCGCCACAGAACAGGAGUACUAAUAACUCUGUGACUAGUGGUGACCCGGGUGUUCUGACAGUGAUCUGAGUCUGGAUACGAUCCUUUAUGUGUUUGUGAUUGUAAUACAGUGCCUUGCAAAAGUAUUGAUACGCUUUGAGCCUUUUCGGAUGUUCUUACAUUGAAACCACAAUCACAAAUGCAUUUAUGUCGAGUUUAAUACAAUAUUAUAGAAUGUCAAAACUCUGACAUCUAUUUCUUCAGCUCCAUUGACUCUAUACCUUCCUCUACAGUGACUACUUCAAGUCCUGUGGGCCAUGUCACUGUCCGCUACGCACAUCCAUACUCGAUUUUCUUUUCAAACUAGCUCAAGCUUAGUCAUAUUUGAUGGGAUGCAAUUGAACGUCAUAUUAGAAAAUGUGUUCUUAUGUGCAUCUGUUGAAAAUAACCUUGAACCGUCGAACAUACUUUUCAUUAAUUUUUGUAUUAUAAAUGUUUUUUUUUUUUUUUGUUGGUCUCAUGUACAUUUCUAAAAUGUCAUGUUGAAAGCACACAAAAAAAAACUUCAGAAUUAAUAGAACUAAAAGCUUGGGAACAUCAGUAUGUGUGUAAUUAAUCUACUUUCUUAGUGAAAGUUACUCCUACUAAAGUUUGCUACUGAAAACAAAAUCAACUUAAAAAUGUUCUGAUUUAUUGGAUAUGACUGUGUUUAUAAGUCUUGACACAGGUACAGUAUGUAUGCUUCUCAGUUUUAUUUGCAAACAGUUUUGAAAGUCAUCCAUUGCUUUUCUUCUACUUUACAAUUAUGCAGUGCUUUGUACAGAUUAAUCAUAUAAAACCUCGAUAAAAUGCGUCGAACGUUUCAGUUCUGACACGACAAAAUGCGAAAAGCUCGAAUGUGCACGUCCGCUUUUGCAAGGCACCGUAAUGCAGCGAUGAGUUUUGAUGACGGCCAGGCUGUAUGCACGGUUCACUUUCAGACCACUUGAAACCUACUCAGGCCCAGACUUUAAAGUCUAAGAGCAAGAAAAUCCCCUGUGACCUCAGCCACGACUGACUGCAUGACUUGCCAUAGGUUCAAACAAAAAAAAUAAACAGUUUUUGUUUUGAACAUAGCAAUGCCUGUCAGUGUUGUGGAUUGGUCUGUUUUCAAUAUAUGUCUCCCUCCUAAUCAUGAUCUGGACAAAAAGGGUAAACGAGCAAAGAGACUCUUGAGUUUUACUGCUGACGAGAGUCUGUGAAUCAUCUACUGUUGAAAACAUUCCCACUGCACUAAGUAUUGAUGUCAAAUGCAGGUUGGAGGUGACAGAAGCUGUCUCUGUAAAGGGCAACAUGUAGAUAAUAUUUCUCUAUAUAUUUUUUUGGUUGCUAAAGCCAGAGGAAAACAAGCUUCCCUCCCUAUUCAUGUAGCACCUAAUACAACUGGGAUUGUUUUCGAUGCAUGCAACCAUUGCAUUGAUUUGACUUUUUUCAAGCCUACCUAUUGCGUGUUUUGACUGUAGUGCUGCUUUUUAGGAAUAGCUUUGUAAUGCAUUACAGCACAUGCUUGCAAUGGAACUUAAAGGUCACAUUCAAAAGUGAUUUAUUCAUCCAACAAAGGAAAACAGUUUGAUACUUAGAUAUUAGACCUGCACAAGGCAUAAUGGCCUUGUGUUGUUUCUUCUGCCUGAGAGUUUUAAUAGGGGAUUCGAAGUUUCUUUCAGUGAACAAAGAUGCGAUGUAACAGCAAGGAGAAAAGUAUUCACGCUUAUUUUUCUGUCAGCUUAUGGACGACCUAAAAAGAAAUAUCCUGAGCUGUAACAGUUCCAGGGAAACGUUUACAUACACUCAUCGUUGCCAUCUUUUCCCCUUUAAAAUCUAUAUUUAAGCUGGAUUGGUCAAACUAAAUUAACUUUAGAAUUCCUUAGAUCCAGAUAGUGACAGAUUCAAAAAUAUACAUUUGAUCUCAUUAAUCUUUGGUCAUAUUUUGGUUAGAAUAUUGCACUUCAAGAAGAUCCUCUUUCUAGCCAUCAACAAACUUCUUGCGUAAUUCUCGCUUGAUGUUGGGAGUCUGUUUUUUAACUGAAUUUUUGGAUCAGCUUGAAAAAUAGUCUAAAAUUUUCAACAGGUCGAAGCUUUCAUGUUUGUCUGUUUUAUCCACCUCAAGGCCAGUUUUGAUGCAUAUCGUUUUUAUGUUGGAAAGCCUAGUUGUGUCCAUGUUUCAAUAAUCUAGCUAUUUUACUGAGAUGACAGUGAAAAAUUGCAGGGCAGUCUUCUUCUUAUUUUUAUUUUUUCAUGUUUGUCACACCUUUAGACCAAUUUAAACAUAGUCAAAGACAACACAAGUAGGCUUUCACACAAAAUGCAGAUUUUAAUGGAGAAAAAAAAAUGCAAACCUACUCGGUCCUGUGUGAAAAAGGUUGUUUUUGUUUCUCCAUUAAUUCUAUUUCCGCCACAGCAGAGACCGUGUGAAGUUUGAGACCUUCACAUCGACUCCUCCAAAUGUUCGCACCACUGUAGCUACAACAGCUUAGUGUUUGUCUCCUCAGACCACAAAACUUCUGAAGACAUUAUAGAAACAGCGGCGUCUUUCUUGGUCGACAUCUAUUCACUGAAUAGUGAUGUAAAACUGGUGCUCCAGCAAUUUUCAGUUCCAGUUCAGUGAAUAUCCAAACAAAAUGAUGUCAGAAACGUGUCAUUAGCUACAUAAAGCCUGUUGUCAAGAUGCAACUUGUUAAGGAAUAUUUGACUGUGGGCAUAUUAUUAAGCCCAUGUCUAUAAUUUUGACAAUUUGCAGAUUAGAAGAAUAAAAUCAAAAGUUGCUCACAUAAUUCGUGUUUAUAAAAUAUAACGGGCUGUUCAUAAUCAGCAGUGGUUCUUGCAUGAAUGCUGCAUUUGGCACCCACAUGCCCACAAUAAUUUUAGUUUAUGAGAAAAACAAAGAUUAAUUAGUUAAUCUAGUCUAGUACUUUACAUGUGACACAACUAUAUCUGUAAGCACAUUCGAGAUGAUUAAAUAUGUGUCAGAUUCUUUAAAAAAAAAGCAGUGAAAUAGCUCUGUAACUUAGUACUAACUGAGAGUAUUUUAUCACUUAACAUAAAACAUCAGGGGAUGCUCCUCACAUUACUCACAUAGAAUUGGGGAAAAGGGGAAAGUUGUUUGAGGUGCAGCUGACGAUAUUUUCUUUUCCUUUUUUAAAUUUUAACAUUGCCUGCCCCCAGGCCGCACCGUCUAGGUGGGGACAUGCGUUUAACGACACUGAUGCUAAGAUAAGUGUAUGUAAACUAAAAACUGGAUCUGCAUAUUGGUUUUAAUGGUGUAGGGAAAAAAAGUUUUUUUUUUUUUAAUGUUUUUCUUCUUUUUCUUUCUUUUUCCCUUUUACAAUGAGCAGCGUUAAACACUCUGAACUUUUUUUGGAAGGUUUUCCGUCUGAGACGUCAGAGAGUUAAAAAAAAAUUUAUGCAAUUGUGCCGUAAGAUUAACAUCCGUAGAGCGUGGGCUUGAAAUGAGAUAGUUUAUCUAUGGAAACAGAGCAGUGUGUGUUCUUUAACAAUAGCAGCAGGUGAAACUUGUGUUUUGAAAAGAAGAGUUUUGUAUUUAUAGUGUUUAUCUGCACUGAGCCAAGAGUGGUAAUGUUUCUUAUUCUACUAAUGAGAAUUAUAAUAUGCAGGCACUGGAAUAAAAUCAUUUGAUGAG
Poecilia latipinna (sailfin molly) is the source of this 4821-nucleotide messenger RNA. RefSeq names its product zinc finger matrin-type protein 4. The record is from RefSeq and is a predicted model, not a curated record. Gene Ontology annotation, molecular function: nucleic acid binding; zinc ion binding. NCBI's taxonomy places the organism in Eukaryota, Metazoa, Chordata, Actinopteri, Cyprinodontiformes, Poeciliidae. Bases 5 to 763 code for a protein of 252 amino acids. The transcript is spliced from 6 exons.